AGGCCAGAAGGAACUAUUGUGAUGAUCUAAUCUGACUUCCUGUAUAAAACAUGCCAUAGAACUUCCCUGAAAAAAUUCCUAGAGUGUAUCUUUUAGGAAAAAUCAAGUCUUGAUUUAAAAACUGCACAUGAUGGAGAAUCCAUCUCGACCUUUGCCCUUCUUUGAACCCUCUCCAGUUUAUCAAUAAAGUCUUGAAUUGUGGAUGACAGAACUGGACACAGUAUUCCAGCAGCACUCAGACAAGUGCCAACUACAGAGAGUCACUGCUUCCCAGGAUAGAGUCCCCCACUGUACUGUUGGAAUCAUCAGAUAUCUUUUUUACAAAUGUGUACAGGUUGAUACAGACUGAGUCUGUACUGAUCAUCGGUUUUUCCAUUAAAAAUCAGCCAUCUCAGCAAGUGCUGGAGUAUGGACGGGCCAGCUGCACAACAGUAACACUGUGCUAUGCUUCGAGAUGUCAUGGGAAAAACCUUUCGACUUCUGGGGUAUACCAUUCAAUAUGGCUGCAUAGCACACUGUGCCUUUGAGUACCUUGGAGGAAUUGUUGUGUGUUCUGGACCUUCAAUGGAACCAACAAUUCAAAAUUCGGACAUUGUCUUUUCAGAGAAUCUUAGCCGCCAUUUUUAUUGCAUUCAGAAAGGUGAUAUUGUAAUUGCAAAAAGCCCAAAUGACCCAAAAUCAAAUAUCUGUAAAAGAGUAAUUGGCUUGGAAGGAGACAAAGUCUGUAUAAGCAGUCCUUCAGAUUUCCGUAAGAGUCACAGUUAUGUGCCUAAAGGGCAUGUUUGGUUAGAAGGAGAUAAUCUCAGGAAUUCUACAGAUUCCAGGUGUUAUGGACCUGUUCCUUAUGGACUGAUAAGAGGACGUAUUUGCUUCAAGAUAUGGCCUCUGAAUGAUUUGGGAUUUCUGCGUGCUAGCCCCAACGGUCACAGAUUUUUGGAUGAUUAAGAGAACUAAUAAGUGAAUUCUGCUAGUUUACUUAACUGUCUUAUAAUGCUUUAAUAGCUUUUUUUACUGAGUGAAUGAAACAGUGUGUUUGUAUUUACAAAAAAUUAAACAUUGUGACUAAGAUAUCAAA
Dermochelys coriacea (leatherback sea turtle) is the source of this 1075-nucleotide messenger RNA. It is a transcript of the gene IMMP1L, whose product is annotated as inner mitochondrial membrane peptidase subunit 1. Gene Ontology annotation, cellular component: membrane; mitochondrial inner membrane peptidase complex. The transcript is spliced from 10 exons. The record is from RefSeq and is a predicted model, not a curated record. Bases 445 to 945 code for a protein of 166 amino acids. NCBI's taxonomy places the organism in Eukaryota, Metazoa, Chordata, Testudines, Dermochelyidae. Gene Ontology annotation, molecular function: serine-type endopeptidase activity.